CCUUCGUCUCCCCCCCUCUAUCUCUCUCGUAAUCCAUUUCCCCCAUCGACCUCGGGGCUUCUCUUCCGACGAAUUCGUUCCAUCCAUGGCUCUCUUCCAGCAGCUCCCUUCCACUCUCCACCCCGGCGUUCCACAUCUCGCACCUUCAUCUCUCCCCCUCUGGUUCAGUGCUCCGGGGAAGGCAAGGAAUGGCUGCUUUCCGCGAGCCGCCGCUGCCGCAGGCGCGUCGGGUGAAUCUGAGACCACUCCGUGCCGACGUAUUCUUCUGCCACUUCCUCUCUCCGAGACCCUUAGGAGGCACUCGGUGCUGGUCGUCCACCUUGCCGCUUCCGCUGCCUGCCUCAUCGGCUUCUGUGCUCGCCCAUGUGCACUUGCUUCGGUCAUAUUGUCUCCUCCUACUGCCCUCGCCGCGCCUGUGCAUGAAAUGGGGAACCCUGACACGGUCGUAGAAAAUACAACUGAUGAUGAGGAGUUGUUGGCAGCAUUGGAGGCUUGGAAAUCGAAGACAUAUGCUUUGACUGUACCCUUAAAAAUCGUGUCUCUCCGAGGAUCCCUACCGCCUUCAUGGAUUAAGGAUUUCAUUCAAGCCCAAGGAAGGAGAUUGAAACUGAGUAUUGAGUACCGUGGAGGUUUUGAAUCAAUCUUUUCUGAUUUGGCAGAAGUUUCAGAUAAAGGUCAUUUACAGCCAAAGUCGGCUAUGGCAGCUGACAUCAUUGCCAUUGGUGACUCUUGGCUGAAUUUUGCCAUCGCCAAGGAUUUAAUUGUGCCCAUUAAACACAUAGAAGAGCAAGAUUGGUUUAAAACUUUAAGUGACAAGUGGAAGGUUCAUUUAUGCAGGAAUGAUAAAGGGGAGUUGGAUCCUAAUGGUUGUAUAUGGGGAGCACCAUAUCGUUGGGGAACUAUGGUUAUAGCAUACAAGAAAAACAAAUUUAGAAAGCACAAUUUAAAGCCAAUUGAGGAUUGGAGUGAUUUAUGGAGAGAUGAGCUUGCUGGGAAGAUUUCAAUGGUAGAUUCUUCUAGGGAGGUCAUUGGUGCAGUAUUGAAAUAUAUGGGGGCUUCAUACAACACCAAAGACAUUGAAAAACAAGCUUCUGGAGGGAGGAAAGAAGUGCUUCGUUGCUUAAGAGUGCUUCAGAGGCAGGUUCGGGUGUUUGACAGUGUUAACUACCUGAAGGCCUUUAGUGUUGGAGAUGUCUGGGUUGCCGUUGGAUGGAGCAGUGAUGUUAUUCCUGUUGCGAAGCGAAUGUCCAACGUUGCGGUGAUUGUUCCAAAGUCGGGUAGUAGUAUGUGGGCAGAUCUGUGGGUUAUACCUUCGGCUACAAGAUUCAAAACCGACCAAAUUGGCGGAAGAGUCAGAGGCCCAUCCCCACUCAUCCAUCAGUGGAUAGAGUUCUGCUUGCAGAUUGCUAGAGCACUGCCAUUUCAUCAGGAAGUCAUUCCAGGAGCUUCUCCCUUCGCCAUUGAACAUUUUCCAGGACCUCGAGAAUCCAUAAAAGGGAGGCCUAAACUUGACACAAAUCUUGUCGAUGGAGCACCAACACCUGAAAUACUAGCCAAAUGCGAGUUUUUAGAACCAUUAUCUGAGAAGGCAAGAGAAGAUUUUGAAUGGUUGAUUUCAAGCAUGGAUAAACCAGGUCGCAGUUGGGUUACUACCAUGCAAAAUUUCAGCUCUGCCUUACAAUUCCUGGAGAAGGUAAAGAAGAAAAAAGUUUCCAGGGAAAAGGGAAAUUGAAUAAAUGAUAGCAAAGGGGACAUAUUCUCUACUUUGUUGCUAAGUAAAUGAUUUUUUUUUUCUAUGUUUUUAUUCUACUAAGAAUUGGUGCUAAAAAAACUUGGAGGUCAGCAGUAAUAAAAAAAAUUGAAAUAGGUUGUUCCAUUUUAUUUAA
This is a messenger RNA of Zingiber officinale, 1886 nucleotides long. RefSeq lists its product as uncharacterized. The transcript has 7 exons. Gene Ontology annotation, cellular component: periplasmic space. The coding region runs from base 86 to 1732 and encodes 548 amino acids. NCBI's taxonomy places the organism in Eukaryota, Viridiplantae, Streptophyta, Magnoliopsida, Zingiberales, Zingiberaceae. Gene Ontology annotation, molecular function: polyamine binding. Gene Ontology annotation, biological process: polyamine transport. The record is from RefSeq and is a predicted model, not a curated record.